Arachis stenosperma is the source of this 1287-nucleotide messenger RNA. RefSeq lists its product as uncharacterized. Bases 1 to 1287 code for a protein of 428 amino acids. The record is from RefSeq and is a predicted model, not a curated record. The transcript has a single exon. NCBI's taxonomy places the organism in Eukaryota, Viridiplantae, Streptophyta, Magnoliopsida, Fabales, Fabaceae.
AUGACGGAUCAAUCGGGCACCCACCAGCAAGCAGGUCCCGACCUCGUAGCUGCAAAUGCGGCAUUACUGGCAGAAAAUCAGCGAAUGGCCGAACUAUUGGCAACCUUGCAAAACAAAGGUGAAAGGAAAAACGUCGAUAGAGAAGCGAACACUGACCAGCAAAAUGAACACCAGUCAGAAUCCAACGCCAAAACAGAGGAAAAGACCCCAAAGAUCGGGAGAAGGCGAGCUAACCCCUUCUCUGAAGAGAUCAUGAGCUUCAAAAUCCCUCAGAACUUUAUGCUCCCUAUGACACUGGUACCUUACAAAGGGAUCGGAGAUCCUAAGAUUCAUGUGACUAAAUUUGAGUCCAUGAUGUUCCUCAAUAGCGAUUCCGAUCCCAUAUUAUGUCGUUCCUUUCCCACCUUUUUAGACGGUGCUGCUCUGUUGUGGUUUUCCAAUUUGCCUGCAGGUUCAAUAACAAGUUUCGACGACUUCUCCAAACUCUUCAUCAACCAGUUCGCAGCCUCCAAGAUUUACGUAAGAGACUCAGACUAUCUCAGCACCAUCAAACAAGGACCGCACGAGAGCUUGAAGGACUAUAUGACUCGCUUCACAACAGCAGCCAUGGAGAUUCCCGACCUCAACCCGGAAGUUCAAUUACAUGCCAUAAAGAGUGGUCUGCGCCCGGGAAAAUUUCAAGAAGCAAUUGCGGUUGCAAAGCCAAAAACACUGGAGGAGUUUCGAGAAAAAGCGACCGGGCAAAUCGAAAUAGAAGAACUACGAGAAACUCGGAGGGGUGAACGGCAGCCGAACAAAAGAGACAAGGAUAGGACAAACACCAAGGAUUCAAAGAAGCCCUUCAGGCUGACGCCCAAAUACGACUCCUAUACCAGAUUCAAUACCAAAAGGGAAAACAUCCUUAAGGAAAUAUUACAUAACAAGUUGAUAAAACCACCGAGUAGAGCUGGCUCAUAUCAAGACCAGCGCUACGUAGACAAGUCCAAGCACUGCGCCUUUCACCAGAAGUUCGGCCACACAACCGAUGAAUGUGUGAUCGCAAAGGACCUCCUUGAAAGACUAGCAAGGCAAGGGCACCUAGACAAAUACAUCAGCAACAAAGCAAGGGGAACCUCCGACGACCCUCAUGACCGACGCCAGGAGCGAACGCAGCACACUUCGGAUAAAGCCAGGACCCUACCCCCACCAACAAGGGGGGUCAUCAACUGCAUCUCUGGGGGAUUCGCAAGCGGAGGAAGCACUGGUUCGGCGCGAAAGCGACGAUACAGGGAUAUGCUGACGCUCUAG